Molecule: messenger RNA, 1486 nt
Organism: Candoia aspera
Lineage: Eukaryota; Metazoa; Chordata; Lepidosauria; Squamata; Candoiidae
Gene: ERLIN2
Product: ER lipid raft associated 2
Exons: 12
Coding region: 109-1116 (335 amino acids)
Biological process (GO): SREBP signaling pathway
Cellular component (GO): endoplasmic reticulum; endoplasmic reticulum membrane
Molecular function (GO): ubiquitin protein ligase binding; cholesterol binding
Source: RefSeq, a predicted model, not a curated record
GCAAGGGCCUUUCAUUUCUUCGCAUUUCAAGCCGGCUUCCCCCCAUCUGGUGCCUUCCAGAGGUGUCGCAAUACCUCUUACAGAAACUUCCAGGUUACUUUCUCAGGGAUGACUCAGUUAGGUGCCAUUGCAGCUUUGGCUGCCAGCCUUGUGGCAGCUGCUCUUUUUUCUGCAAUACACAAGAUUGAAGAAGGACAUAUUGGUGUUUACUACAGAGGAGGGGCCCUCCUGACAUCCACAAGUGGACCUGGUUUCCAUCUAAUGCUCCCCUUCAUAACUUCCUAUAAAUCAGUACAGACCACCUUACAAACAGAUGAAGUAAAGAAUGUUCCAUGUGGCACAAGUGGAGGAGUGAUGAUCUAUUUUGACAGAAUUGAGGUUGUGAACUUCCUGAUCCAGAGUGCUGUAUAUGAUAUAGUGAAGAACUAUACUGCAGACUAUGACAAGGCCCUCAUCUUCAACAAGAUCCACCAUGAGCUCAACCAGUUUUGCAGUGUUCACACACUUCAGGAAGUUUACAUUGAAUUGUUUGAUCAGAUUGAUGAAAACCUAAAACUGGCUCUCCAACAAGAUCUGACAUCAAUGGCUCCAGGGCUCAUCAUACAGGCCGUCCGAGUUACAAAGCCAAACAUCCCAGAAGCAAUUCGAAGAAAUUAUGAGCUCAUGGAGAGCGAGAAGACAAAACUGUUGAUUGCAGCCCAGAAGCAGAAGGUGGUCGAGAAAGAGGCAGAAACAGAGCGCAAAAAGGCUCUUAUUGAGGCAGAAAAAAUUGCCCAGGUGGCUGAGAUAACAUAUGGGCAGAAGGUGAUGGAAAAAGAAACAGAGAAGAGAAUAUCUGAGAUUGAAGAUGCUGCAUUCCUUGCCAGAGAAAAAGCAAAAGCAGAUGCUGAAUGUUACACAGCCAUGAAGAUAGCAGAAGCCAACAAGCUAAAACUGACUCCAGAAUACUUGCAGUUGAUGAAAUACAAAGCGAUUGCCUCCAAUAGCAAAAUCUACUUUGGCAAAGAUAUUCCCAACAUGUUUAUGGACCACGCUGGGACUCCCACUAAGCUUUCCGAAGGACAGGCAGAGGACUUAAGAGAUGAAAGCUGGCUGGAAGCAGGUCAAGAUUUGUGAAGUCAGGAAUGGCCAGAAGGUCAGCAUAACCCUGUUUGAAUCAAUUGAACUGGCAUCUGGCUACUCGAUGUGCGCUCUCUAUCUUCCAGGAUGUGGGGAAGCAUUAGGCCAGAAAGAAAAACACCCUGUCUGUUCUGAAAAGACAACCUGAAAAAGCAUCGCAGCUCAGGCUUCUGACUUAAUCUUUCUUAGCAGUCAGAUGCACUGUCUUAUUGAUCUUCAUGCCAAUGGAGAAAGCAACAGUGAAUCAUGCUAAAGAAUUUGCAGUGUUCCAUGAUUGACUCUCCCUCCCCUUCAAUAAGAUGAAACAUGCUCAAUUUUAUUUUUGGAGCAAGAGAAACCUUCUCAUGUGAGAAACCCUGCUAUCCCG